UCUGCGGUAAUGUCCUCCGUCUACAACCAGCUAUAACAGGGGCGCAACGCCAAACUGGAGCUCUUGUGGCAGUCCAGAAUACGCGUCUAUAUGCGAGCCAAACCGCAGAGGCUGUGUUGGACAAAACUGUAGUUGGCAGUGAAGUCACUAUGACUGCUGAGAAGGUGCAUAAGAAGGCAGUCAGUAUGGACUCAAAGUCAUUUGCUGUGAACAUGUUCAAAGGGCUAAUCAGCACUUCCCAAGUGUUCCCUUUUCCUUCAGUGCUGAAUGAAGAACAGGCUCAGUUCCUCAAGGAGCUGGUUGGACCAUGCAGUAAGUUUUUUGAGGAAGUGAAUGACCCCAUGAAGAAUGAUGCUCUGGAGAAGGUGGAGGACCACACCAUGGAAGGCCUGAAGGAGAUGGGAGCUUUUGGUCUGCAGGUUCCUGCAGAUCUCGGUGGUGUAGGACUCACCAACACACAGUAUGCCAGACUGGUGGAGAUUGUGGGAAUGCAUGAUCUGGGUGUGGGCAUCACUCUUGGUGCCCAUCAGUCCAUAGGCUUCAAGGGCAUCCUGCUGUUCGGUAACCCCGAGCAGAAAGAGAAGUACCUUCCAAAGCUGGCCACUGGAGAGAAUAUUGCUGCCUUCUGUCUCACUGAACCAGCGAGCGGUUCUGAUGCAGCCUCUAUUAAAACCACAGCAGUUCGCUCCCCCUGUGGCAAAUACUACACUCUCAGUGGAAGUAAGAUCUGGAUCAGUAAUGGAGGCCUUGCAGAGAUCUUCACGGUGUUUGCAAAGACUCUUGUGAAGGACGAAAAAACUGGCGAGAUAAAGGACAAAAUCACUGCAUUUAUUGUGGAGAGGAGCUUUGGAGGAUUCUCAAAUGGUCCUCCUGAGAAAAAAAUGGGCAUUAAAGCAUCCAACACAGCAGAGGUGAAUUUCGAAAAUGUGCAUGUCCCUGCAGACUGUGUGCUAGGAGAGGUGGGAGGUGGAUUUAAAGUGGCCAUGAACAUCCUCAACAAUGGCCGUUUUGGAAUGGCUGCUGCUCUUUCUGGAACCAUGAAGGGUGUCAUUGCCAAAGCAGUUGACCAUGCUGCUAACCGAACUCAAUUUGGGAACAAGAUCCACAACUAUGGUGCCAUUCAGGAAAAGGUGGCCAGAAUGGCCAUGCUUCAUUAUGUGACAGAGUCCAUGGCUUAUAUGGUAAGCGGGAACAUGGAUAGUGGAGCCACAGAGUUCCAGAUUGAGGCGGCCAUCAGUAAAAUCUUUGCCUCCGAUGCUGGUGUGGAAAGAAUAAUGAGGGACCUGAGAAUCUUCAGAAUCUUUGAGGGUACCAAUGACAUCCUGCGACUCUUCAUAGCGCUCAAUGGCUUCCAGAAUGCAGGCAACCAGCUGAAGAGCUUGCAGAAAGCUCUAAAGAACCCUUUUGGUAAUGCUGUGAUGCUGGCAGGGGAAAUGACUAAACGUGCCAAGAGAAAGGCAGGCAUGGAUACAGGACUGACUUUGCAGGGAAAAGUUCAUCCAGAGCUUAACCACAGCGGAGAAUUGACUGUGAAAGCGAUUGAGCAGUUUGGAGCUGUUACUGAAGAGCUUCUUCUUAAACAUGGAAAAAAAAUAAUUGAUAAACAAUUUGUUCUGAAGCGAGUUGCAGACUGUGCCAUUGAUCUGUACGCCAUGGUUGUGGUCUUGUCCAGAGCAUCCAGUUCUCUUGGCCAAGGUCACUCUUCUGCCCAGCAUGAGAAGAUUCUGUGUGAAACCUGGUGUACUGAGGCCCAUGAGAGAGUCAUGCAGGACAUUAAGUUUCUCAGGUCAGGUUCCUCCAAGCAGAUAUUCAAGAACCUACGUGCAAUUUCCGCUGCUGUGGUUGAAAACGGAGGGGUGGUAUCUCCUCAUCCUCUGGGCUUUUGAAGAUCUGUCUGCUCUCACUUUCGUAAGCCAAAAAUGUCCACCCACUGACCACAAUCAACCAUUCACACCUGUCCAUAUUUCAGACAGUUCAGUGCUGCAUUGCUUGAUGAGUGGAGUUUAUCACAUUGUGUUCUUUGACCACAAGGGUGCUUUAAUAAUUCAUAUUAAUGUAUGUAAAUUAAUAUGUGUAUAUUUAAGAAUAAGACAGUGUCUGCCAAUAAAUGUAGUUUUUAUGAUUGAGCAAGCCUCAAUUAAAAAAUGACAUUAAUGAAAUUAAUCAAGUUGUUGAGCAAUAGAUCCGUUUUAAGGAAUCUUGCCAUCUGGUUUGAAGAGUGCUCAAAAGCACUCAGACUGAAUUGUUUUUGGCCUUCCAACCAAACUUAGCCCAAUAUCCGGUCCAGCUAUCAGCAUUUAGCAAAUGGUCAAUUUGUAAUCUUUUGCCAACCUUCUACUGUAUUGAGUGGCUUUACAUAUUUAACAUUAAAUUGAAUUGUUCCAAUGUCUUGACAUUUGUUUUUAUGUGAAAUGUAAUACAGUAUCCAAUGUUACCCAGAACGUUUUUCUCAUUACUAAAAUAGAAGCACCUUGAGUAUCUUAUCAACAGGCAAUUUGUCUAAGUUAACAUUUUAGGGAAUGCUCUAAGAACUUGUUGAGGGGAAAUAGUGUUAAUGAAAUGGAAAUACCAUUCUAAAUGAUCUGAACAUAAACACAAUGGGUCUUUAUUUAAUUUUAGAAGAAGUAACCUAUUAGCUAGGUCCAUAUAAACAGUACCCAAUAAUUGCAUAUAAAAAGUAUUGCACCAUUUUUCUCUAAGAAAUUUGUUGCACAAGCAAAUGUUACAUUUGGUUCAAGCAUUGGACAUUUCAGAUGUCUUAAAUGUGUAUUUUUUCCUUUUCACCCCCACCCCAUCUUCUCCCCAAAAGCAUGUAACUACUUAUAUCGCAAACAAAUAAAACUUGAUAACAGUGUAGUCAUACUUGCCUGACUUAAUUAUAAAAAUGUACUUUUGAUG
This is a messenger RNA of Xyrauchen texanus (razorback sucker), 2898 nucleotides long. Its product is annotated as very long-chain specific acyl-CoA dehydrogenase, mitochondrial-like. NCBI's taxonomy places the organism in Eukaryota, Metazoa, Chordata, Actinopteri, Cypriniformes, Catostomidae. The coding region runs from base 150 to 1886 and encodes 578 amino acids. The transcript is spliced from 19 exons. The record is from RefSeq and is a predicted model, not a curated record. Gene Ontology annotation, molecular function: flavin adenine dinucleotide binding; fatty-acyl-CoA binding; very-long-chain fatty acyl-CoA dehydrogenase activity.